Daucus carota subsp. sativus is the source of this 462-nucleotide messenger RNA. Its product is annotated as glycine-rich cell wall structural protein. The record is from RefSeq and is a predicted model, not a curated record. Lineage: Eukaryota; Viridiplantae; Streptophyta; Magnoliopsida; Apiales; Apiaceae. Bases 1 to 462 code for a protein of 153 amino acids. The transcript has a single exon.
AUGGCAAAGUUGUCCCUAGUGUUUGUACUUUCUUUAGUGCUUGUGCAUGCAAUGGCACGUAACGUUCCUACUGAAAAACAUGACCAAGAGACUCAGACUGUUGUUGUGGCCACCAAGACCAGUGGUGGCAAGAACGUCAAGGACAAGAAGUGCGUGGUGGGGUUUGUGGGUGUAGGGGGUGCUGUUGGCGGUGUUGCGGGUGUUGGUGGUGUUGGGGGUGUAGGCGGUGUGGGCGGUGUUGCCGGUGUGGUUCCACUUGGUGGUAUUGGUGGUAUCGGUGGAGUUGGCGGUGCAGGAGGUCUUGGUGGGCUUGGAGGGGGUGCUGGGGGACUUAGUGGUCUGGGAGGGCUCGGAGGGGGUGCUGGUGGACUUGGAGGUGGUGCUGGGGGACUAGGUGGGCUGGCAGGUGUUGGCGGUGGUGUGGCUGGUGGUGCCGGUGGUGUUGGAGGUCUUUUACCUUAG